ACUGGAUAGCCCGGUUGCGUAAAUAGUCGUUGAUUCGAUCGACACAUGAUAGAUAUCAUUAACUAGUUAAAUACACAUCAUUCACACCUCAGCAUAUUUGCACAAUCACUACUUAUAAAUUAAUAAUUUUAUUUUUUACCUUCAAGUAACUUUUUCCAAUCGGCGAUUGUCAUUAAAAUAAUUCAAAAUGCGCGAAUGUAUUUCCGUGCACGUUGGUCAGGCUGGAGUCCAGAUUGGUAACUCUUGCUGGGAACUAUACUGCUUAGAGCAUGGCAUUCAACCAGAUGGUCAAAUGCCAUCCGAUAAGUCUGUAGGCAGUGGCGAUGACAGCUUUAACACAUUUUUCAGUGAAACAGGCUCUGGAAAACACGUGCCGAGAGCUGUGUUUAUCGAUUUAGAAUCGACUGUCGUUGAUGAAGUGCGAACCGGAACCUAUCGGCAACUAUUCCACCCGGAACAGUUAAUCACUGGUAAGGAAGAUGCUGCAAAUAAUUAUGCGCGAGGUCAUUACACAAUCGGAAAAGAAAUCGUAGACGUUGUACUGGAUAGGAUCCGAAAGCUAGCCGAUCAGUGCACUGGCCUGCAAGGAUUUUUGAUAUUCCACUCAUUUGGAGGUGGCACCGGUUCUGGAUUUGCGUCUUUGCUUAUGGAACGCUUGAGUGUCGACUAUGGAAAAAAGAGUAAACUUGAAUUCGCCAUUUAUCCUGCUCCACAGGUGUCUACGGCGGUAGUGGAACCAUACAACUCUAUUCUAACCACACACACUACGUUAGAACAUUCGGAUUGUGCGUUUAUGGUAGAUAACGAAGCCAUCUAUGACAUUUGCCGCCGAAACCUCGACAUCGAACGUCCUACGUAUACUAACCUAAACAGAUUGAUAGGCCAAAUCGUAUCGUCCAUAACAGCGUCAUUGCGAUUCGACGGUGCCCUCAACGUGGAUCUUACUGAAUUUCAAACCAAUCUUGUGCCUUACCCUCGCAUACACUUUCCGUUAGUCACCUAUGCGCCGGUUAUUUCGGCUGAGAAAGCUUACCAUGAGCAACUAUCUGUUGGUGAAAUAACCAAUGCUUGUUUUGAACCAGCAAAUCAGAUGGUCAAGUGUGACCCCAGACUCGGAAAGUAUAUGGCGUGUUGUAUGUUGUAUAGGGGAGACGUUGUGCCUAAAGACGUCAAUGCAGCAAUAGCGGCCAUCAAGACUAAGCGCUCUAUUCAAUUUGUGGACUGGUGUCCGACAGGCUUUAAAGUAGGAAUCAACUAUCAACCACCUACUGUGGUACCGGGUGGUGACCUGGCAAAAGUACAUAGAGCCGUUUGCAUGUUGUCUAACACAACGGCCAUCGCGGAAGCUUGGGCCCGUUUGGAUCAUAAAUUUGAUCUCAUGUACGCAAAAAGGGCCUUUGUACAUUGGUAUGUCGGUGAAGGAAUGGAAGAAGGCGAGUUCUCCGAAGCCCGAGAAGAUUUAGCAGCGUUAGAAAAGGAUUAUGAGGAAGUAGGUAUGGACUCGGUCGACGGUGAAGCCGAAGAGGGAGAAGAUUUUUAGUCAGAAUUAUUUUAAUAUUAAUAAUUUGAACCAUUUAUAUAAUCGUAUUAUAUUAAUACUCGAACACUUUAUUAUUUUUAUUUGAUACAAAGUUUAUUUUUAUUAGAAUAUUUAUAAUUUUACUGUUUUGUUAAUAGUAGUAGCAAAAUAAUAUUUAUAAUAGUGCUAUUUUUUAUAACGUAAUUUGGAAAAAAACUAAUAGUGUAUUUUUUUCAUUUGAAAUUAUUUAGUUUGUUUAAUUUUGUUUAGUACUACUUGUUUUUUAAUUGUUAUCAAGCAUAUUUUUUUUUCUUUAAAAAUUUUAAUUCAUCUAACUUGUAUACAUUUAAUCUACUAUCCAUA
This is a messenger RNA of Daktulosphaira vitifoliae (grape phylloxera), 1882 nucleotides long. Its product is annotated as tubulin alpha chain, testis-specific-like. Gene Ontology annotation, biological process: microtubule cytoskeleton organization; mitotic cell cycle. Bases 188 to 1540 code for a protein of 450 amino acids. Gene Ontology annotation, molecular function: GTP binding; structural constituent of cytoskeleton. NCBI's taxonomy places the organism in Eukaryota, Metazoa, Arthropoda, Insecta, Hemiptera, Phylloxeridae. The record is from RefSeq and is a predicted model, not a curated record. Gene Ontology annotation, cellular component: microtubule; cytoplasm. The transcript has 4 exons.